UAAUUCUACUCUCUCCCUCCAUAGACUAACUAACUAACUGAUCCAUAGACUCAUUAAAAACUUUCAUUCCAUUUUCCCUCUUUGGUUUUUGCAAAUUAUGAAUUGUACAAUAAAAAUAGCGAUGGCCACGCAACGUAGGUACUUUAGACCACAAUUCUUUAUCUAACCUCAAGCGACUGCGUAAUUCAAACAUAAAGUAAUGCUUUGCAUCGACAAACUGACUGGGCGGGAACGAUGCAUAAUCAUUUUUUAACAGGCCAAUAGAACUGAUGGCUAAAUACGAAGAAGAAGAAGAAGAUUAAUUUUAACGUCCACGAGACUAACAAAAGCCUAUGUAUAUCAGUAAUUUGUUGUGUAUUUAAGGGACACGCAUUCACUGCCAAGGCUGCCGAGAAGAGAUAUUGAAAAGAGAUGGAUACAGGGUCACCCACACAGAGUACAGAUGGAGGAGGAGGAGAGGGACCAGAACUGGUGUGUCUGCUGGAGAGUGUUCAGGGGCUGGUGGAUGCUCUCUCGUCUGUCAGAUGGAAGAGGCAACAGGAUGCACUUGUUGAAUUGUCAGAGCAUGGAAUUGUAAUAAUUGUAGAAGAACGGGGUUGCCUUCAAGCAAAGGUUUAUUUCAGGAAAGAGCUCUUUCGCACAUAUAGUUACAAUGCUGAAGUACGACCACGGUUUGGAGUGGGCUUGGGCCUUUUGGUUGAUUGCUUGAAUACCUUUACAUUGUCUGGUGGGACCACAGCACUUGAACUUCGUUAUCCUGGUCCUGACAUGCAAUUACUUUUCAGGUCAAGUGAUUUGCACAAUGCCUCUAUAUAUGCUGAAAUCAGGACAAGGAUUCCAGAUACCAUUCCUUGGGAUUACAAUGCAGAGAAUAUGGCUGGUGUGCCAGUAAGCUUUGCAGUUAAGUCUGCUGUAUUGAAAGAAGCGAUUGAUGACCUUGAAUGGCCUGGCUCAAGCAUUCAACUGUCUAUAAAUCCAGAUCCUCCUGUAGUUACUUUUAAAGGUGAAGGUCAUGGUGAUUUGCAGAUUGAUUUCUUUUAUAAUUCUCAACUUGAUCUUUUCAUUGCAUUUCAGUGUGAUCGCUAUGUCUCAUACAGGUACAAAUAUAAGUUUCUUCGCGCAACUACUGCAAAUAUUCCAACUGGCGUUUUAAAGGAUAACAGGGGAAGCAAGCUAACAAUUGGGACGAGUGGGCUCUUGAAGAUUCAACAUUUAGUAUCUGUGCGUCCAGCACCUGGUCAUUUGCAGCCUGGAGAUUCUUGUGGCAAUCAGCAGCAGCAGAAUCGUAUUUCAUACAUUGAAUUUUUUGUGAAACCUGAAGAAGAUGAUGAAGAAACAAAUGAUUCUUAAACUGAUAAACAAAUUGUAUAUUAAUAAACUAGAAAAUUUUCUAGCAGGUUGCAGCAAGCAAUUUAUUGUAUGCUUAAAGAUAUAGCAGCAUGCUUUUUCUAUAA
Messenger RNA from Cryptomeria japonica (Japanese cedar), 1454 nucleotides. RefSeq lists its product as uncharacterized. The transcript is spliced from 7 exons. Gene Ontology annotation, biological process: DNA repair; DNA damage checkpoint signaling. The coding region runs from base 412 to 1350 and encodes 312 amino acids. The record is from RefSeq and is a predicted model, not a curated record. Gene Ontology annotation, cellular component: checkpoint clamp complex. Lineage: Eukaryota; Viridiplantae; Streptophyta; Pinopsida; Cupressales; Cupressaceae.